AUGGCCGGCAGAGGAACGGGUGGCGGUGGCGGAUUGGGCGGUGGCGGAACGGGCGGUGGCAGAACGGGAGGAGGCGGAAUGGGUGGUGGCGGGAUGGGAGGUGGCGGAACAGGCGGUGGCAGAAAAGGAGGCGGCGGAAGCAUGAUGGGUGGCGGCGAAAUAGGUGGCCGAGGAGAUGGAGGAAUGGGCGGAUUUGGGCCGUCCGCUCCCGGAUCAGAAGCAGGCAUGGGAGAUAUGGGUGAUGGCAUGGGUGCCCAAGCAAGCAUGGGAGAUAUGGAUGAUGGUAUGGGUGCCCCUGCUCCCGGAUCAGAAGCAGGCAUGGGUCGUAAAGGGGCAUGGGCGGCGGCGGAACGGGCGGCGGAGGAACGGGCGGCGGAGGAAAGGGCGGCAGAGGAACGGGCAGCGGAGGAAUGGGCGGCGGAGGAACGGGCGGCGGAGGAAUGGGCGGCGGAGGAAUGGGCGGCGUAG
Messenger RNA from Closterium sp. Naga37s-1, 468 nucleotides. The record is from the annotation of a GenBank genome assembly. NCBI's taxonomy places the organism in Eukaryota, Viridiplantae, Streptophyta, Zygnematophyceae, Desmidiales, Closteriaceae.